Molecule: messenger RNA, 1362 nt
Organism: Lacerta agilis (Sand lizard)
Lineage: Eukaryota; Metazoa; Chordata; Lepidosauria; Squamata; Lacertidae
Product: protein MROH8-like
Exons: 10
Coding region: 1-1362 (453 amino acids)
Cellular component (GO): cytoplasm
Source: RefSeq, a predicted model, not a curated record
AUGGAUUUGAACAGCUACCUGGGAGAGUAUGAAGACGACAUCUUCCGAGGAUCUUCCCCCCUGGGGUGGGAAGAUUCUGAAAUUUUUCUGGGUAGCCAGAGCGGGACAGACCUGAGUCAAGGGGACUUGCAGGAUGACACAACCGAGUCUAUCACGGAUGAAAGUGGGCCGCUGCUUCGGUGCCUCAAGAAAAUCUACCGGAAGGGGAAGAAGGAAAAGACGAGGCGACGAAAAACCAUGACUUCAGUCCCUGAUCUCUCUGCCAUGGCAACCAUCUGGGAAGAAAGCGAGAACCCUGGUUCUGCUCAGGAACCUGAGCUUCUGCUGAACUCCUGGAGGAGCACCAUAGAUUACUUCAACAGUAAGAAAGAGGAGAUGAUUAAGAGAGAUUAUACAGAAUCCAGCGUCAUCUGUGUUCAUGCUAUGGCCACCGUUAUUGACUUGAGCAAGGCGAACGUCACAAAAGCGAUGGGGUCCUACAAGAAGGGGAUAUUGCUCCGCACCUUUUUCAAGAGCGUCUUUGCCCUUUCACCUCUGAAGGCGGGACAAGAGGAAGGAAUGGCCGAUGCUGCCAGUGCCCAGUACGCAAAGAACCUCUUCAUCAGAACAUACCAGACCUUCAGUGAGAUGCUCCAGCAGCUGAUGGUGGAGAACCCAAUUCCUUCGGAGCUGGAGAGGAUCUUGCAGCUGAUGGCUCCUUGGCUACAGUCUUCGGAGGCCGACCUGCGAGAGAGGGCUAUAUGGACCAGUGCGUCGCUGCUCAACUUUGUGGCCAGCAAAUUACAGUUGGAUACGCUGUCCAAAUUCUCCCGGCUGGGCCACCUCGUCGCGGUGCUGGGGAUCUGCUGCGGAGACUCCGUCAAGUCCAUCAGCUCCAAGGCAGCCAAGGGCGUCCACCUCCUCCUGGCGAUCGUGCUUGGCCAGAAAAUUGCGAGGCUGGAUGAGAAGAACGUCCACACGGAAGCCAUCAAGCGCAAGCACAAGGAGUUCUUGGAAUCUUGGAAUCCAUCCGUGUUUCUCAAAAACCCCUCCAGAGUUGCAGAGGUCUUUGGCGUCUACUUCAGCCCGAGAGAGAAGACGGACUUCAUCCUGACCGCUUUGGAUGGCUUGACGGUGCAGUGCACCACCUAUUGCUGCACCACCACAGAGGGGCUUCUUGCCAGCAUGGCGAGGCACUGCGGCGCCGAGAUAGAGAAGGUCUCAGACAUUGUGGACGGGAUCUGCAGCCGCCUGGACCUGAUCCACCAGCCCAGUGCGAGGAGGCUGGUGAUGAAGCUGGUGGGCUUGCUGGCAGGCAGGACCGAGCACUUGGACACAGUCAUCUCCAGCCUCCUGGAGCAUUCGUUCCCACCUGACAGGUAA